UCUUGCAGCACUAUAUCCACAAGCCUCAUACCAGAAAACCUUUUGAGUUAAAUUACAGUAUAAAUGAAACGGACAGAAAAGGCAUACAAUAUAAUAAUAAUGAUCUACAGUUGGAAGCCAAUGACUACGAGUUUACCAAAUACUUACCAGUAAAUCUUAAUGACGAAAUUGGAACUAUUCAUUCUGUUACAGAGAUACAGGAUCCCCACGCAUUCAGUGAUUAUAAUAAUCACAUAUCGCCAAGCCAUCCACCAUUCCACACAAAAGAGGAUAGCAUUUAUCAAGACCCCAUCAAUUUCAACGCAGAUAUUGUGUCAGAUGAGGAUAACAAUAAGUAUUUUGUUUUAAACGACUUUCUUAUACCAGAUUCUGAAAAUUUCGGAAGCUACUACAGACCUCCUAUAUCCAAUGAAGAUGACAGUGAAGAUCUUCUAAGUCAGAAUCAACUUUUCCCUAAUCAGAACAUUCAAACCUAUACAGAACCUUACAGUUAUAUUCAGAAAAUAACAGAAAACAGGCGAAGCUCUACAACUGAGGCUACAGCAGAUAUAGAGGUUUAUUCAAAUAAGUACCUUGAGGAGGAUUUGGUGGAAGCGCCUCGUUCAGACACCAGAAUUAAACCUAUUGAAAUUAAGAAGGAUGCUAGGCCGCCCGAAAAUAAAAUAAAAACAUUAUUAAACAACAGUUUACUUAAAUUAUUAGAAGUACAAUCUAAACCGAAAAACGAAGAGCAGAAUAGUGACAUCCAUGCUUUUCAAUAUGACACUGAUAAUUCAACAUUGGGUCUAACUAAUGGAACAAUUUUAAGGGAUAAUAGAAAAUAUUCAGAAAGUGUCAUCUCUAAUGCUACAGCAACUCCAACAAGUAAAAAUGACAUGGAAUCAAAACUGUUUUACUCCAGUUAUUUUUGGGAAAUCAAAAACAAAAUUAAGAAUUUGUUUAGCUUAUUUACUAUAAUCAAAUUUAAUAAUACAGAGUGUAACGCCACUAAUUGGGCCGGAACUUGGCAAGGAAUUUGUUUAACUGCUGAUCAAUGUACGCAAUCUAACGGGUCAGCACUAGCUAGUUGUGCAAACGGAUAUGGAGUCUGUUGUGUUUUUAGAGGCUCUUGUGGCGAUUCUUCUAGCAUGAAUUGUUCAUAUUUUAAAAGUCCUAACUAUCCGGAUUACUAUCCUUCAGAUGGAGGAGUAAUCACCCCAACGACUACUACUACAACCACGAUAGCACCGACUCCAGAUCCCAGGUUAUAUUGGUACUACUUUGGUCAAAACAGGAGACAUACUGAUAAGCUUUUAAGCGAUAUUGUUUUGGGUAGACAAGUUAUUUCGAAUACCAUGUCAUGUAUCUUUAGUGUCUAUAAAACUAAUUCAAAUAUUCAGCAGUUCCGUAUAGACUUUAUUGAUUUAGAUCUUGAGGGUCCGACGAAUGGAACAUGUACAAACGAAAGGCUGGUGAUUACAGGCCAAAAUUCGAAUAGCAGAAUUCCUGUUUUAUGUGGUUAUAAUACAGGGCAGCAUAUUUAUGUGGAUGUAUCUCAACUAGAAGGUCCUCUCAAAAUAAUGGUACUAUCCACAACAGGGGCUAGAAAGCGAUUUAAAAUGAAGAUUUGUCAAUAUAGCGAUAGCUGCAGCACCUCCCAAAGCAACUGUCUCCAAUAUUAUACUGGAGUCACUGGAACAAUACAGAGUUUCAACUAUGACCAAGCAGCGAUGUUUAAUAGAAGUGUUCCUGGGUAUUUUAAUGAUUUAAACUAUGCUAUUUGUAUUAGGAGAGAAGCGGGAUAUUGUUCCAUAACGUAUAUGAACACGAACGAUGGUGAAAUGUAUCCGUUUCAACUGGUAAAUAUUUUGCCAAAUGGUCAGUCCACAGUACCAGCAGGACAAGCAGGCGUGGAUGUUUUAAAUUGUCCUGAUGAUUACAUUAUUAUAGAUGGUACGAGAUUAUGUGGCGAUAGGUUAAACGAUGGGUCUACAAGUGCUAAUUUUAGUACUGAUGCCUCUGUAACUGAUAUGAGUAGCGGUCCAAUUGUAGUUAACGUUAGAACCAACGACAACAUUACAGGCCUUGGCUUUAAGUUCUUUUACACUCAAAAUUUAUGUCCUUCAUAAAUAGGUUUAGUUUAAAUUAGAG
Messenger RNA from Anthonomus grandis grandis, 2130 nucleotides. RefSeq lists its product as uncharacterized. The transcript has 11 exons. Lineage: Eukaryota; Metazoa; Arthropoda; Insecta; Coleoptera; Curculionidae. The record is from RefSeq and is a predicted model, not a curated record. The coding region runs from base 876 to 2108 and encodes 410 amino acids.